Molecule: messenger RNA, 2831 nt
Organism: Ostrinia nubilalis (European corn borer)
Lineage: Eukaryota; Metazoa; Arthropoda; Insecta; Lepidoptera; Crambidae
Product: transmembrane protease serine 9-like
Exons: 13
Coding region: 495-2831 (778 amino acids)
Biological process (GO): proteolysis
Molecular function (GO): serine-type endopeptidase activity
Source: RefSeq, a predicted model, not a curated record
AAGCUCAGUCGAUUGUCAAUUCUCGCCUUAUUAAUUCGAUCACUAAACAAUCAAAAUAAACGGUCAACGGGAUAAACAUUUACGUUAGCUACCUACUAUUAAUCAUCAACUUGUAAGCUAUCUAUAUUACGCCGGCAUUUAUCGGCUGCCAGCUAAAAGGCGAGAUUGCGUCUGGGCAGUCCACUCGUGUCUCACGCGCAGCUAGUAUGGUAAUGACAUCCUCGUCAUCCUACCUCGCCAAUCCACAAAACACCAUUCCAAUAUCUUCAAAUAUAUUCAACAAAACAUCGAACGUGCCAUGACCCGGCGAUAACCUGUAUUUACACCGAAUAAAGUGAUCUCAAAAGACUGAUCAACACAUCAGUGCGUCACAGUGCUAUUGUUACGUAUUUAAUUAAGUUAUUUAAGUAAAUGGUAUUAGACUUCGUGGGAAACGGACUGAUAUGUGGACACGUGCAGUGCUUUCAAAAAACUGACAAAAUAGUGAUAAGAAAAUGGCUAGGGCUUCGUUGACUGCUGGAUUCCUGGUGGCGCUACUGUUGCCAGUAAACACCUUAUUUUCAGGAGAUAGCUGUUAUGAAGACGAGCAGGGAGGAUCAUGUAUCCCACUCACUCAAUGCAAACCACUUAUGUCAGAAAUACAAAACGCUGGACACCCGAUGCCUCUCCAUAUAAGGAGAAAACUUCAUGAAAUCGGCUGUGGAUUUGAAUUAGAUGAGCCAUUGGUCUGCUGCCCAUCGCAUUCAAACAUUGACAAUGAUAUUACUCCGGGAUUUGACAUAGGAAAUUGGGGUAAUAUCAACCCCAAGCCUACAAGUGCUGUCGUUCCUACGCCUUCACAGCCUCACACCCGGGACACGGACAACAAGAAACCGUCAACCGGGACGGAGAACAGAAGUGGUCAGCCCCCAAACGUCCAGGGUCAUCGGAACCUGCACCUCCUCCCUGAGAACUGUGGUAUCGUGGACAGUGACAGGAUAUUUGGUGGCAACACCACUCGCCUGUUCGAGAUACCUUGGAUGGUACUCCUGUCUUACAGCUCACCAAGAGGAACGAAGCUGAGUUGCGGAGGCACGCUGAUCUCUGAGCGGUACGUGCUGACUGCCGCGCACUGCGUCUCGAAUCUGGGGGAGCGACUCAAGCUGAAUGGAGUCAUCCUGGGGGAGCACGACGUGCGAAAAGAUCCCGACUGUGAACGAGUAGGGGAAAAGCUGUACUGCGCGCCGAGCGUCAGGAAUGUAUCAGUGGAAGCAGUAAUUACGCACCAAUACAAUCCAGAGACGCUGGUCAACGACCUUGCUCUCCUGAGGCUGUCAGAACCCGCAGAUUUUUCUUUAGAAAGUAUGAAGGCAGUGUGUCUUCCCAUAACGCCUGAACUUCAAAACCAGUACUUGGACGAUCAGCCAGGGACGGUUGCGGGCUGGGGCGCCACGGAGGACGGUCUGCAGUCGCCGGUGCUUCUCAGUGUAGAACUACCCAUUGUCUCGAAUGCAGCUUGCACUAAAGUGUACAAAGACAAUCCACGCAUUUCCGAGCGACAACUGUGCGCCGGCGGCGUGCAGGACAAAGACUCGUGUGGUGGUGACUCCGGGGGUCCCUUGAUGUACCCUGGUAAUGUCUUGAACAGGGGCGAGCGCUACGUGCAGCGAGGCAUCGUCUCCUUCGGCUCGAAGCGCUGCGGCAUCGGCGGGUUCCCUGGCGUGUACACGCGAGUCGCCCACUAUAUGGACUGGAUAUUAGACAAUAUCCACGAGCUCACUGAAUCCCAAAAUUACCUUCCAGAAAAAUGCAACGGCGGUGCAGGAUGCAUAGAGCUCAAAGAAUGCACGAGCCUAUACGAUCAGCUUCGUAACCAGGGCAACACGCCCACCCUGGCGCGGCUCCUGCGCAGUCUGCAUUGCGGGUUCAACGGAGACCAGCCCAUGAUUUGCUGUCCUCCAGGGUUAGGCCCGCAAGCUUUAGACGUGGACACAGCCGAGAGAGCCGGGAUCACCAGGGUGAAACCCAUCAACUUACUCCCCGGACUCGAUCAGUGUGGCGCACAGAAUGACGACAGAAUCGUGGGAGGGACCAGGGCGGAGAUUGAUGAACAUCCCUGGAUGACCUUGCUGCGGUAUGACAAACCCAAAGGAUGGGGAUUCUACUGCGGGGGAGUAUUGAUUUCUGCGAGGUACGUGCUCACCGCCGCCCAUUGCGUCAAAGGAGAGGAUCUUCCUACUAAUUGGAAACUAUCCCAGGUCCGCCUCGGUGAGUGGAACACCUCGAGUGCAGUGGACUGCAUCGGGGACGAUUGCAGCGGGCCUCCACAGGACAUACCCGUCGAGGAAAUUAUCGCUCAUGAGAAAUACGACCCAGCAGACUCAAACCAACACAACGACAUCGCUUUGUUGAGGCUGGAGCACAAUGCGCAGUUUAAUGACUUCGUACGGCCUAUCUGCUUGCCGACGAUGAGUGACCUGAGACAGAAUACACUGGAGGGCUACGAUAUGGAAGUCGCCGGGUGGGGUAAAACAGAAACACGCUCGGAAUCAGAGGUGAAACUCAAAGUAUCGGUGCCAGUGGUGAGCAACAGCGAGUGCGACAACGUAUUCAGUAGGGUGAACCGCCGCAUAGUGUCGCAGCAGAUGUGCGCUGGUGGCAUGGCAGGGCAAGACUCCUGCAGGGGAGACUCGGGAGGAGCGCUCAUGGGCAAAGUGAACAAAUACAACAACUGGUUUGCUUUCGGCGUCGUCUCGUACGGGCCUUCGCCGUGCGGGACCCCGGGCUGGCCGGGUGUAUACACCCGCGUCACGGCCUACGUUGACUGGAUACUGUCUAAGAUCAAACCCUAG